This is a messenger RNA of Mya arenaria, 1887 nucleotides long. Its product is annotated as elongin-B-like. NCBI's taxonomy places the organism in Eukaryota, Metazoa, Mollusca, Bivalvia, Myida, Myidae. Gene Ontology annotation, biological process: transcription elongation by RNA polymerase II. The coding region runs from base 119 to 481 and encodes 120 amino acids. The transcript is spliced from 4 exons. Gene Ontology annotation, cellular component: VCB complex; elongin complex. The record is from RefSeq and is a predicted model, not a curated record. Gene Ontology annotation, molecular function: protein binding.
CCGGAUUUUUGCGUAGCAUUAGCCGAUACAUUUAGUUGAAUGCAACCUACAUCUCGUGACUUUCGGAGUUCUCACGAGCGUUCAAUUCUGUGUUGAUUUUCGUUCACUGAACUUCACAAUGGAUGUGUUUUUAAUGAUCCGGAGGAAGAAAAUGACAGUUUUCACAGAUGCAAAAGAAUCUACGACAGUGUUAGAAGUAAAGAAAAUUGUAGAAGGCAUAGUGAAACAAAAGCCAGAGGAUCAGAGACUGUACAAAGAUGAACAGCCAUUAGAUGACAACAAGUCGUUGGGUGACUGCGGAUUUACCAGCCAGACAGCGAGGGCACAAGCACCUGCAACUAUAGGACUUGCUUUUAAGCUAGAAGAUGGAGAGUUUGAACCUUUGGAGGUGACCCCACUAUCGAGUCCACCAGAGCUUCCCGACGUGAUGAAGCCCCAGGACUCGCCGUCGACACAUGCACAGGAGCAGACUGCCUCAUAGUUCCCUUCCCGCGAUACACAUUCACUUAUCUCCUUUCCUCCUGCCCGCCUGUGCGGAGAAUGUGUUAAACUAUCCACUAUUCACCACCUGGCUCAAAGUUGAAUAAGCUUUUGUUAUAACUUGUAGCGAUAAUUCACUGUACUGCCUGUAGUAUACAAGCAAAAGUUUCCACUUAAAAUUAUAUAGGUUUCUUUAAUAUCUUUUUGACCCAUACCUUAUUCGAUGUUGUGCAGUUUUUAAUGUUUUUAAUUUGAACACCUUGCAAAUGUAGCUCUAAGGGUAUUUAGAUACAAUAUAUAUUACUGAAUAUAUGAGUGACUGACUUUAACCUCAUUCUUGAAUCCCCUUGAGCUAGUGGCAAAUGCAUAUUCAGCUUUUUGCUCAGUUAUGUUUACUUUCAGUUAUUUUUGAUAGGUUUAAAAAGGAAAUUCAGUUGUAGGAAUAACAAUUCAUUGGGGAAAAUAAAAGCAGGAAAUAAUAGUUAGUACAGUAAUGAAAAAAUGCAGUGUUUCUAGCUAUUAUAUAAUUAUUUACGAUAAUGAGCACUUCUCUUUUCUGAAAGUAUUUUUGGCACUGUGGAAGCAAAGUGAUUAAUUGUGUAAUUAAUACUAAGGUUGUGUAAUAGCUAGAGUGCACUGGUUUGGUGAUAGUUUUUGUCUCUAUUUACUCAUCUUUUAUUGUUCUAUUGUGUUUUUGUGAUUUGUAGGCUCAUAUCCAACAUUGAACACCCAUGCAAUAAACUGUAAAAAUGAUCUAUUUAAUUUUUAAACCCUGUACCAUUUAAUAUUUUAAGACAUUUUUUGGCAUGAAAUUGCCAGAACUGCUGCACUGGAAGCAGAUAGGAAAACAGGAAGAACUUACUUGAAAAAUACUCUGACUCUGAAAAAUUGUAAUCCCAAACAUAUCACAUAGAAUAGAUCUUAUAGGUAAAUCUAAAAGAUGGACUAAACAUACUUAAUGUUGUUUGUGGAGUUUUUUUUUAUGAAUCUCUUCUUAACCAAACAAUGACUUAGCAUUAAAGUAAUGUUUUGUUCGUAUGGUAUUUAUUACUAUUUAACAUCAGUUAACAUCUGCUACUAUUCAGAAGUAAAAAAUGAUACCUAUGCAAUUAAGCAAAAUGGUAAUUUGUUAAUAAACACGCUGUCUUAAUAUCAUCAUUGGAUUCUACUGUCAUUUUUGUCUUAAGAGUAGGUCCUACACCUGUAGUUUUGUUUGUUUAUUUUAUGUUUACCAAAUAAGAAGAUGUACAUGCUCUUCAUUUAAGACUAGUGUACAGCAUCAGUGUUCUCUGACUAUGUUAAUAUGUGAAAUAUUGCUUUUCGCUGAACUUGCAUUGUUGUAAGUUAUAAUUUAUUAAAUAUUUGUAAACUUGCAAGUUGAAGAUCAAAGUAAAAGUUUUGUACUAA